ACAUCAUGAGACCUUACCCGAGACCCCUGGGGCUUGCUCGAAUCCAGAGCUCACCCCACCCCAAUGAGAUACCAAAUACGCAACGGUCUCCAGGUCACUCUACUUCGGCCUCCAUAGUGGUAACCAAGAACAAAUUCAUCGAAAAACUGCAGCCGAUCAAAUGCAGCAUCUGUCUCGAGGAUUACAACAGCGAUCAUGUACCGGUCGAGCUUCCAUGCAGCCACAUAUUCGGCGGCCACUGCAUCGUCGAACAGACGGAAAGUAGGAUGCCAAACAACAACCGGUGCCCGCUCUGCCGACACGAGCUGUUUGAACAAGAGGACUUCCAUUCAUUCGACAAUGCCUUCUACAGCAGUGACGAAGCGCUGGUUGAAUUCAAUGAUUACGACGACUCAACAGAUGAGGACGAGAGAGAACUUGAGGAACAACAAAGUCGACAGAUGCUUGCUGCGCCUCUGAAUACCCAGCUAGCACGUCGUACACAACCCACGAGCAGUAUUUCUCUGGCUGGAAUCACUAGCGCACCAAGAACGGAGCGCAAUAAUCGUUAUCAGGAGUUUAGGGAGCAUGCUGACCGAAUACGCGAAUCGAGGAGGGCGCCCAGUUCAAAAUCACUCAAACGCUUAAGAACAUACACUGAGGUCGAAGAAGAAUCAGAUUCGGGAUCUGAUGAAUAUGAGUACGAAUCAGAAGAAGAAAUCGACUCUGCAGAUGAACGUGAGGAGAGGCGCACCUACAAACUCCUACCAGGCGAAUACGACACAACCCUACCUGGCCAGUCCUCUGUAUCACACUGAUCAUGGAUGUUAGUUUGGGGAUUGGUGUCAGAUUUGAUGUUGAACCGUAGUCUUGUGCCUACUACUGGCACUAUUAAGUGACAUGGGCGAUUUGGGGAAUUAAUACCAGAAACGGGCGUUUUAACAAGGUUUGCUCAACAUCAAUGCGAUGUCUGAUUGAUGGAAACCAGUCGAAGCUAUGUGCAGAUUGCAUGCCUUCAGCUCUCAGGCUUCUGACUUGUCUAGCAUAGAGGAUGAAAAUCAGACCAAAUUGUAC
Alternaria alternata is the source of this 1053-nucleotide messenger RNA. RefSeq lists its product as hypothetical. The record is from RefSeq and is a predicted model, not a curated record. Lineage: Eukaryota; Fungi; Ascomycota; Dothideomycetes; Pleosporales; Pleosporaceae. Gene Ontology annotation, molecular function: ubiquitin protein ligase activity. The transcript is spliced from 2 exons. The coding region runs from base 6 to 797 and encodes 263 amino acids. Gene Ontology annotation, biological process: ubiquitin-dependent protein catabolic process.